Messenger RNA from Patiria miniata (bat star), 1791 nucleotides. Its product is annotated as meiosis-specific with OB domain-containing protein-like. The coding region runs from base 241 to 1710 and encodes 489 amino acids. The record is from RefSeq and is a predicted model, not a curated record. Gene Ontology annotation, biological process: resolution of meiotic recombination intermediates. NCBI's taxonomy places the organism in Eukaryota, Metazoa, Echinodermata, Asteroidea, Valvatida, Asterinidae. Gene Ontology annotation, molecular function: single-stranded DNA 3'-5' DNA exonuclease activity; single-stranded DNA binding. The transcript is spliced from 13 exons.
AGCACUUAGUAACAAGGCGCCAUUUUUAAAGGGAAAAAUUGUGGUGCUCACAUUAUUUACAGUGCUAGUGUUUAAAACGGCUAGAAUUUAGUUCCUUCGCGCGCUUCAAAUAGUGUUAGAGCUUAUCACAAAAUAUCAGCAUUCGAAUACUGGGAGUAAUUGCAGAAUACCACUCGGAAGUACUUGUAAAGUUGUAAGUUGUGCCAAAGAACAGAAGGAGAAAAUCCGAAACUUGACGAAAUGGCCUGGUCGGGAGGUUUUGGGAAUCAGGAAACGUGGCCAGAUGGAACCCGAAUCCAGAGCAAUUCUCUUGGCGCCGGUCAUGUGAAUAAUGGAGUUAUACAGUUGAAAGAUAUUUCACCGCAUGCUGCAAAUACUUUCAUUAUUGGAGUUGUGAUCGCCAAACAGCAGCCAAAGUCAAUACCAAGCAAAUCAGAUCCAUCAACAGAUCGUGGUUUGCUCAGCUUUACUUUGAGAGAUUCACCCAUGGAUUUCAUCAAUGGCACAUGCUGGGGUUCUGAGCUAUACAUACGUGACCUAGCCACAAAAUUCAAGAUUGGGGACAUUGUUGAGAUUCGAAAUCCUCAGAUCCAGAGCAAACAGAACACAGAGCAAGAAGAGCGCUACAGACCCUGGACUCCAAGCCAAUACCAACUAACUCUAAGUGAGAAGUAUUCCACACUGAGCCUGUAUGGAGGAUGGAAUGUGGAGAUUUACAAUCCUCUCCAGCAUAUCCCAAUCCGUGAGAGUGACAAUUACUACACGUUGGCUGAUGUGAUAGCAAAUGGACAAAGCUUACAUGGGGAACACAUUAAUGUCAUGGUACUUCUCAAAAAGAAUGGGAUCCCAAAGGACAUUGUUACAAAGACCGGUAAAAAGAUGCAACGAUGCGAAGUCAAAAUGUAUGAUGAGACCUGCCACUCCUUUUCACUUGUUCUAUGGGACACAGACAACAUAGAGCUUGUCCAACGUUGGAUUCCAAAUGAGACAGUUGUGUUUGCAACUGACAUCAUGGUGAAGUAUGAUAACUUCCGGUCAUGCAUGAUGGGAACGGUUGAUUCCAAGACAAUUUUCAUCACUAACCCAGACACACGUGAAGCACAUGCUCUGUUCAAGUUUGGCCAGUCACGUGAUCCAAAUGAGGACCAAUUAGAUGAGGACUCAAGCAGACCAGAUACUGAUUUGAGUAACAUCAAGGAGGUCUACAAAGUGGAUCAGAUCAAAUGUCUGGCUGCAGAAAGACCAGACGGCUCAAGUGGCGUUGAUUAUGGCAUCACCUAUGUCUUCCUGGCAGCGUUCGACAUUGACAACAGUUCAAAGAACUGUGUCUCUAUGAGAUGUUCAAGUUGCAAGCGCCGUGUCGACAGCACCAGCUUCACGUGCACCAACCCCAACUGCCCGUCCUCUGUCUCAGGUCAAACAGAGACGGUCAUGACCUUUGACAUCUUGACUGACCUCUCAGAUGCCACAGGCACACUGAGUGGAUGCUACCUGGGUGGAACCCAAGCUGAAGAAAUGUUGCAAUGCACGACUGAUGAAUUUCUGCACUACACAGAGCAACAGAAGACCGAUCUUAAGUGGAGGUUCCUGCUGGAAAGAUGCAAGCUGUACUUCAAGAUUUCCAGGUACGGAGUGAAUAGUUCUCGACGCAUUGUUCGCAUUCUCUCCUGCAGUCUUGCUGAUCCCACUGAGAUUCUGCCACAUCUCUAGACAGGAAUGGAUUGAGCAGCAAUGGUAGGUGGAACCAACUGCCAUUAAGUUUGUCUCCCCCUCCCCUUCAUCCCCCCACCC